Scaptodrosophila lebanonensis is the source of this 1486-nucleotide messenger RNA. RefSeq lists its product as uncharacterized. The record is from RefSeq and is a predicted model, not a curated record. NCBI's taxonomy places the organism in Eukaryota, Metazoa, Arthropoda, Insecta, Diptera, Drosophilidae. The transcript has 3 exons. Bases 70 to 1344 code for a protein of 424 amino acids.
GUUGCUCGUGAAACACGACCAAAAUACUGCGCCGUAAUUUGGGGAUAACGUGAGAGUCUAAUCAGCAAGAUGGUGGUGGUUAAGAACCUGCAGAGCAUAACCGUGCCCGAUUACCUUACCGAAGAGUUCUUCAUUCAAACGCUCGAGGAGGGCUUGCAUGAAAUGAAAAUAACACUACACGAAGUCAAUUUCGAAUGGGGCAGCAAUCCAGGUGACAAUUACUGCUCGGCAAUCUAUCGUGUGCUCGUGAGCUUCACGCGUUGGGCCGAAGGAAAACCAUUGGAUCACAAAGAACAACGAUCGUUGAUUGUGAAAACCAUACCCAUUACGCCCGACACACAGUUUCUGGAAGAUGUCAAAGUAUUCAUGAAAGAGAAGCAGACAUACACCAGCGUGCUGCCUCGGUUGGAGGUCUUGAGCAAUGGCGACAAGUUCGGUGCAAGCUACUACUACGCAAUCAAAGAGCCCAUUCAAACCAUCGUCUUUAAUGACUUGAAAGUGGACGGGUAUAAAGUGGCAUCGCGUGUGGACGGCUUAGAUUGGGCGCAUGGCUCAUUAAUUCUACAACAACUGGGCAAAUUUCAUGCCACCUCAAUGGUCCUGGCCAAGAAGGACCCCACAAUUGUUGGCCAAUAUGCCAAAGGUAUGCUGAGCGAGGAAACCGUAAAGAUGAGUGAUUGCUUCGAGAACAUGUUCGGUGGCUUCUUGGAGUACCUCGUAAAAACGUCGGCCAAAUGGCCGGGCUACGAACACAUCUCUAAGCAUUUGCAGCGAUUUAAGGAUAAUUUCAGGGAUGUGUGUGUAGCCGCAUCCAAGCCAAAGCCGGGCGACCGUUAUGUGGUCCUAAACCACGGAGACAUGUGGACCAAUAACUUUAUGUACGCCUACGACGACAGCUCUCAAACAGAGGUGCCCACACGCGCCAUUUUUGUGGACUUCCAGAUCAGUUUUUACGGUAGUCCUGCCUGUGACUUGAACUUCUUCCUGAACACCAGCUUAAAGCUGGAGUUAGUCCAGCAACGUCGCGAGGAACUUAUCAAAGUAUACUACAAAGCCUUUAGAGACACAUUAGAAUAUGCGCGAUUCGAAAAAAUACCUAGCUAUGAGGAUCUGCUCUAUGAGCUGCGUAGUCGAGAGACCUAUGGCCUGUUUGGACUUUUCGCAUUCUUGCCGAUGAUCACGAUGCCCAAAGAGCUGUCACAGGACAACAGCAUUGAGAACAUGAACAAUCCAGAGUUUAAGCGAAAAAAGUUCGAAGCAAUUUUCGCACAAAAAACUCUCAACGACUAUCACAAAUGGGCGCUAAAGCGCGCUGAGGAAGUGGGCGUAUUCAACGAUUACUAGGGGAACAAAUGGGAUUGAGAUUUGUGAUACAAUUAUCCAAUGAUUUGUAAAUAUAUACAUUAAAGUUAAGAGGUAUUAAAAUGUUAAUUCAAAAUAUCCCAUUCAAUAAUAGGAACAUUUGAACUUGCAAUACUAAAUUACA